Messenger RNA from Polypterus senegalus (gray bichir), 4810 nucleotides. RefSeq names its product SEC16 homolog B, endoplasmic reticulum export factor (gene sec16b). The transcript has 25 exons. Lineage: Eukaryota; Metazoa; Chordata; Cladistia; Polypteriformes; Polypteridae. Gene Ontology annotation, biological process: Golgi organization; autophagy; COPII vesicle coat assembly. The record is from RefSeq and is a predicted model, not a curated record. The coding region runs from base 175 to 3027 and encodes 950 amino acids. Gene Ontology annotation, cellular component: endoplasmic reticulum exit site; ER to Golgi transport vesicle membrane.
AAGAACACACGUGUGUUCACUGACUGUUGUCAUUUGAAAGCCUGCCGAUGUGGAAGUUGUACUUUGACAUUGUGGGAAAACUGGAUGUGAUACCUAACGACGCUUAGCUGUGUAUGUUUCAGAUUGAUGAUAUUCCAAUAAACCCUACCUAAAUGAGAACAAAGGAAAACUGACAUGGAUCCAAGAGAUCAUCUGUGGCAUAACCAAAGGUCACACACUCCGUCACACUACACAGGGAACCCCCACUAUUUUGGCAGGCCUUUCUCUUGGGAUGUCUAUUACAAUGGAAGGUCAUUACCAAUGCCUGAGCAGCCCAGGGAUGUCUACUACACUGACGCAGAUACAAGGAGCAGGACAUGGGCACAAUAUGAUCCUAGGAUGAUGCACUAUAUCAGCAGUCCAAUACCCAGACACAAUUAUGGAAUUAACACCACAAGAAGACCAUCUUCAAAAACUGACCACUUUACAGAGAUGCCUGAAAAUAGUACUUUUUCCAGACAAAGAGCUAAUUAUUACGAAGCUUUGGAGUUAAGAAGCAAUCAUGCAAGUUAUGAUAGAGAAUAUCACAGGAUGCCAUAUGCAUAUGGAGAUGCUGAGAGAUGGAAUUAUGCUUCCCAAUAUCAAGAAUACACAGAUAACAACCAGGAAACAUAUGAAGAAGUCAGACAUAGACAGGACAAGACGCACUUCUCAUAUAUGGAGCUGGAGCCACUAAGCAUAAACCAGCAUCCAGUGAGAGACCACACUUAUGACAGAAUUGCUGAAGAUAAUUUUGGGAAACAGUCAGAGGAGAGUGCUGAUCACAGCCAGUUAUCCUUUUAUGGGUCUGGACAACUAGCUAACUGUAAGAUUUCUGGGCUGUCUUCAAGCAGUCAUGAACUCAGCCAGUACAUGGAUUCUUCCUACCAAUAUGAUGCCGAGCCAUCAGUGCAAAGUGCAUCCCUACAGCCAGAGUAUGGCAUAAAAUCUGAAUCUGCUUCUUCGUUGAAAUUCUGUCUUCCCCAUGUUGCGGUCAGCUUUGGCCCUGGAGGUCAACUGGUGAGAGUGAACCCACAUAUGCCAAGCGAGGGAGAGCCGGCACUGGUUGAAAUUCAUAGUCUGGAGGUUAUUCUUGUUAGUACUCAAGAACAAGAAGAGAUGAGGCUCUUCCCUGGGCCUUUAUUAAGAGAGGAUCUGCACAAAGUAGAUGUAUUAGCCUUUUGCCAGCACCAAAUCAGAAUUUGUCCAAGCGGUGAUACAAGAAGGGAGGACUCCUGUGUUGCCAUCCUCUGGAAAAUGUUGGAAAUGCUCUGCAGACAAAAUGGGAGAAUUGUAGGUUCAGAUGUUGCUGAGUUACUAAUGAAAGACUGUAAAAAUCCAAGAUACUAUACGAAGGCUGAAACUGUGGAUGAAUCUGGGAGCCUAAUAGACCUAUCAGAUGAGAUGACUAUUCCAGACAGCAUCCAAGAUGGCACAGAUCUACUUACUGGAGAAAGAAAAAGUAGCACAGAAUCAUACUCUGAGUCUCUACAAAGAUAUACCAGGCUACUGCUGUCUGGGAGAAAGAAAGAGGCUCUUGAGGCUGCAAUGGGGAAUGAGCUCUGGGGUCAUGCUUUCUUUUUGGCCAGUAAAAUGGACAGCAGGACAUAUAGCAAUGUACUAAACAGGUUCACCAAUAGUCUGGCCUUGAGUGAUCCUCUUCAGACACUGUUUCAGUUGCUCUCUGGAAGAACACCCAUUGCAUCUACAAACUGUGGACAUGACAGAUGGGGAGACUGGAAACCUCAUCUCGCUAUGAUGCUAUCAAACCAGACCAGUGAUCCUGAAGUUUAUCAGAAAGCCGUUAUUAGUAUGGCAGAUACUCUUGCUUCAAAAGGUUUUAUAAAUUCAGCUCAUUUCUGCUACCUAAUAGCUGGAGUUCCCUAUGGUAAUUAUACUGACAAAUCAGAGAAGAUGGUCCUUUUGGGCAGUAAUCACAAUCUUCCUUUCCUGAAGUUUGCCACCACAUCAGCCAUCCAGCUCACAGAAGUGUUUGAGUACUGCCAACGACUUGGAAAUCCAAGUUUCUCUAUUUCUGCUUUCCAGGUUUACAAAUUUGUAUAUGCCUGCCGACUGCUGGACUACGGACUUGCCUCACAAGCUUUUCACUAUUGCGAGGUUAUUGGCAAGACCAUUGUCGAACAAGAGACAUGUUCACCUGUACUUUUGCAACAAAUCAUUAUGCUAUCCAACAGACUGAAGCUAUCAGACCCUUUGUUUCAUGAACGAUCUGAAUUAGCGCAGGACUUGGAAUCUGAUUGGCUAAAAAGGCUACGGCAAAUGCACGUGCAGUCUCAGGUGGAAGCCCAAAACCAGUGUGGCAAUCGUCAAAGAGAAACUAUUGCUUCUGUUUGUACUGACCAAGAGAUUAGAGUGCAAAAAGAUGAACAUAUAAUUCCUAACACCCAAGACCACUGGCUAGAUGGAGCCUAUCACCACUAUGAUCAUUGGGAUCCUGUUGAGGAGAGUGCUUUCACGAGUCUGACACGUCCAGUGCCUACCUUAUACAACACAAGCUCUAUGUCAUCCAAGAUAACUACUGAACCUUCAGAGUGUGUGCCUUCAAAGGAGUGGAUGACCGAAGACCAAAUGGAGUCCAUGCAUGGCAAGAUUAAUGAUACAGCAGGUGAUGGACUACCUGCAGAUUCAAAUGAAAGCCAAGUUUCUCAAGAGACUGAUACCCUGGAUGGAAAGACACAAAUUAUUACAAAUGAUCCUGAUGAAUCUUUCAGACCUUUGACGAACAAAGAAACUGGCAAAAUGGAUUUGCAAGCCAAUAAGGAGCCCAGGCGUGGCUGGUUUGGCUGGUUUAGAUCUGCAGGCAAACAAAAAACAGAAGCAGCUCAUAAAGAGGUGCCAGGAGACACAACAGCUGAAAAUAAGCAGGACAUUUCUACCUCACAACUGAAUGUCCCGCCGCCUCCUGGACCUAUAAACCAGUAUUCUCCUCCUCCUCCCACCCAAGAUGGAGUGAACCCUUAUUCCAGGAAAGCUAGUUCACUUACAUGAGCUCAAAAACUUUCCAAUUUACUGUAAAACCAUUUGCCCAGUUUCAGGGUCCAAUAAAACUGGGGUCCAUGAUGGACUGACAUCCCAUCCUUGGUUGUUUCCUGAAUUGUCUCCAAUGCAGCUUGGAUAUGAUUUGGUCCUUAUAAUUAUGAAUGGAUUAAACGGGUUCAGUAACAAAAGGGUGGCUGGAUAAAAUCACAGGACAUCUCUACCAGGACUUUCAAGCUGAUGAUCACAGAACUUGAGGAUGGAUACUUCACAUUUCACUUUGGCUGCAUUUCACUGUUAAAGUUGUAAUGCAUGAACACACAAGGCUUUCCAGUGACAAAUCCAAGGAGCCUGGUCUCUCAGCACUCUCAGUAAAGAAAAUCCAGAAACCAACAGUGCUGUUUAAGUAUAGCACACCUAUAUUUUUCCAAGUAAACAGUAUCCACAUGACACAUUAUUCAUCUGAGAUAUAGAUGAAAAGAAAAAAAUAUAUAAUUCAAAUAAUAGUUGUUUUGCUUUUUGGUUUUAUAUUUUCUCACAUUAGUCUUAUAUCAAUUUCAAUUUCUCAAGUAGAACAAGCAGUGUCCUGUGGAAUCCAUAAUAUCUAUUUUCUAUACCCACUGUUUACCACAAAGGUUAUGGGAUUUUGGUGUCUAUAUAAGCAAAAUUGCAUGGAACCAAACUUUAAACAGGGAGUCCGUCCAUCAGGGGUCACACCUUAACUGACCCAUGUAGAGCCAGAUUAGAAUUGCCAGUUCACCUCAUCUCUGAGUCUUUGAGAAGUAGAAGAAACCAGAAUGCCCAAUGAAGAAGUCAUGUAAACAUGGCUGACACUGGGAAACUCCAGUCAGAAAGCACCAGGGUGAGGAAUUGAGCCUAGACCUAGGAGUUGUGAGGCCACAGCGCUAACCACUUCAUCACCAUGGCCUAAUUCUUGAAUAUAUACAUAUUUAUAAUCAUACAGGUAUCUUCCUUAUAAAACAUGGACUAAUCUGUAUCCUUACAUUCUUAAAUUUACUAUGAAUACUCAGGGAUCUAAUCUCUAACUUUCAGGAAUGGCAUUUGUCCAUUUUCUUUUUCUGUCCACAUUCUCCUGACAGAUUAAGUAAAAUCAGGGCCAAAAAAAAUCAUAAAAAACACCUACUGAAUUUAAUUUUCUUUCUAAAGAACCUUCAAGAUAUCCAACUUAAAAAGCAAGGAACUGACAGAUUCAUAAUGAUUGCAAUAAAGCAUCAGAUUAUUUAUGUUACAUUUAAGUGAAAUGUUCUUAGUCAAUAAUGGAGUAAGCAUGUGCUUUAUUACUUACAUUUUUCAUGUAAAAGCAGCAAAGCCUAAUGUUACAAAUGACUGUAAACGGCUAAAAUUUUAAAAACAAGGACAUCAUUGCACCAAUCAACCUCAUUUGGUUGGCUAAAUAUUAACUAAAUCUGAAAUCUGAUUGGGAGGUUUACUUAAAAACUGUCCAUUAAUGUGGAUCCCUAUCAACUUUUUGAGUGAACUUCCAACUUGGUUGUACUAUUUUUGAACUUCUAGAGAUGUUCUCAAUUCAGUAUACAAUAUUUAGCUCAGUGACCCCUCUCAGAUCACCAUGAACAACAUAAAAGCUGUGUUAUUUAAUUAAGGCUGAGAUGGACAUAAAUUAAAUAAUUACAUUUAAAAUACCUUUAAUAUACCAGAAAAGAUUACAACAAGCUUCCUUUUAUAUGAGUCUUGGAGAAGGCCAUAAACAUUUAAUCACAAGAUGCUUUUUCAGACAAUGUAUUUAUUUAUUGAUAAAGUACAGCUUUUCAUGAUU